Molecule: messenger RNA, 1099 nt
Organism: Rhopilema esculentum
Lineage: Eukaryota; Metazoa; Cnidaria; Scyphozoa; Rhizostomeae; Rhizostomatidae
Molecular function (GO): zinc ion binding; nucleic acid binding
Source: RefSeq, a predicted model, not a curated record
UACCCUGUGGCUCGCUGCGAUUGUCCCGCGAAGACAUGGCGGCCUUGGCCUGGAAGUUUUUGAGAGAGUCAAAAAGCAACAAAGAAGCAAAAAGUCAAAAGUGCCAAAAGUGCUUACAAAUUGGCCAUUGGACAUAUGAAUGUAAAAAUGACAGAAAAUAUGUUUAUCGUCCAUCAAGAACACGAAUUCUGAAGGACAAGGAAAAGGAUCCCAAACCUACAGAGGAAAAGGAAGAUGCGACAGAAAGUGAAAAGAAGAUAGUUUCAUCUUCAGAAGAAGAGGCUCCAUCAGAUGGCUCUUCAGACUCGUCUUCUGACUCAUCAGAUUCAGAAACUACCAGCACAUCCUCCUCAUCUUCAUCAUCUUCAAGCUCCUCAGAUUCAUCGUCAAGUGAAGAAACAGAUGAAGAGCCAAAAACAAAACGAAGUAAAAGAUAUAAAAGUACAAAGUUGAAGCACUGAAAGAUCCCAGGAAACUUUCACAAAGGCUGUCUCCAUUUCCUGGAACUAAGCUUUUUAUAAAUAAGGAAUUGUUUCAACCAAUGCUAAUUUAAAAUGCCUUCCUUUAAGACUAAGAACACAGACACCAAUGUGAUUGUUAGCAGGGUGAUACAACUCUUCUAUGUUACAUAAACAAAUUUAAAUAUUGAAUGAGCGAUAACUGUUACUGGGAGGCCCACUGAUCAUUAAGGAGCUUAGAUUUCCAUAAUUAUUGAUAAUGAUAAAGAUAAAUAAUGCAUUUACAUGUUUUUUGCAUCAAGUCUUCUUUUAAUACCAAUGGCAUUCUCUUAUAGAUUUCUUACUUUUCUGUAACUGUAUAUAUUUGAUAUCACAAAAUUCAUGGCUGUGGUUUAAUAAUAUAAGACCCUAAAUACAUUCUAAUGUUUGUAUAUACAGUGUGUAAGUGUAUGAAUUGGGUAGCUCCAUUUUAUUAAAAUAGCUGAUAUGAGGCAAGCAUAUAAAGUUGCAUUAUAUUUUCAUCACAGUUUUGUAAAUUUGCUAAGAAUAUUUCAUCUCGCAUGAUAUUUUUGCUGUUCACAAUUAUAUUAUUUGCUGUUCACAAUUGAAGUAUAUAAAAAAUUCAUGUCUUGUUUUAACCU